This is a messenger RNA of Ascochyta rabiei, 1971 nucleotides long. RefSeq lists its product as uncharacterized. The transcript is spliced from 2 exons. The coding region runs from base 1 to 1971 and encodes 656 amino acids. The record is from RefSeq and is a predicted model, not a curated record. Lineage: Eukaryota; Fungi; Ascomycota; Dothideomycetes; Pleosporales; Didymellaceae. Gene Ontology annotation, biological process: regulation of DNA-templated transcription. Gene Ontology annotation, molecular function: DNA-binding transcription factor activity, RNA polymerase II-specific; zinc ion binding.
AUGUCGCACGGCUUUUCCUCGCAGCUCGACCCGCCGCCCAACCCGCCCGCCGCCUCGCACUUUUCGCACGCCAGCAUGGCCGACCUGAACUCCCAGCAGGCGCGCCCGCAGCAACACCCGCACCCGCACCAGCACCAACACCCGCACCAGCACCAGCACCAGCAGCACCAGCAGCACCAGCAACAGCAACAGCCCGGAGCCUAUGCCUCGCCGCACGCCUACCCGUCCCCCACCUCGAUGCAGCCCACGUACUCGUAUCCCCCCCCAGGCCAGCCCACCGGCGAGCCCUACCGCGCAUCACCCCCCGGCGCCAACAUGUCCCUGCCGCCGCUGAACCUGCCGCCCAUACGCCUGCAAGACGGCCAGCAACCGCCGCCGCCGCAACCACCACAGCAGCAACAGCAGCACCAGCACCAGCACCAGCAACCACAGCAACCCAUGGGCUCGCCGCUCCCGCCGCCGCAGCAUCCAAUGCAGCAGCACUACCCCCCGCCGGGCUAUGCGCACCCAGCCCAGCCCAUGAACAUGGGCCCCGCGCAGUACAACGCGAUGCGCUACCAGCUGCCCCCGCAGCCCGACCAGCGCGUCCUGUCCGGCGGCCGACACAAGAAGGAGAUCAAGCGGCGCACAAAGACUGGAUGUCUGACGUGUCGCAAAAGAAGAAUCAAGUGCGACGAGGCGCAUCCCACCUGCAGAAACUGCCAAAAAAGCAAACGCGAGUGUCUGGGCUACGAUCCCAUCUUUAAGCAGCAGCCCGGCCCCGCCCAGAUACAGCCUGCCCCCAACGCUGCACCAACACCACAUUCCUUGACGCCGCCCGUGCCCGCUGCUGCCCCACCCGCCUCUGCCAACUUUCAAAGCCAGGUUCCUCAAGGGUAUGCCCCCGCCUCGUCCGCCGGUUACGCACCCGCUGCAGCCGCUACCACGGCAACCCACGACCCGCAAGCUUUCAACGCCAUCGACCCUGCACUCGCUGCUGCUGCCGCUCCCGGAAUGCAUCCAGCCCAGUCCCAGUACAACGGCAUGCCAAUGGACCCCGCCAUGAGACAGCAGAGCUACGCGCACCCGCCGCCUCUACCGGAGCCACACAAGGGCAGACGCCUCGACAUAAGUGACAUCUUUGGCAUUUGCAACCACAGCCCUCCAGACGUCCCGCCCCGGACGUCGCCGCCAGCCCCUGAAACCGACGAGCAGUUCUCCCAGAUCUUCGUCAACGACUACGUCCAGGGUCUCGACUACAUGCUGCAGACGACGUGGUUCUCAAAAGACAACAAUGCCAUCCACCGCAUCUUCACCAACCAGGCUCUGCACGAGGAGGCCGCUUUCUUCACAGAAACCAUCAAGACCCAGAGUGGUGCUGCAGACAUGUCAAGCGUCUUUAGUCAAGAGGCCCGGCUCAUCUGGCGCCUGCUAGGGUCGUGCAAGCUCCCCUCACUCGCAACCAACGGCGUCAAAGCGGAGGAGGGCGAUGCCCACCCUGCCGAGACGGAAGACGCCGCAAUAAGAGAAGCCCGCGCGCGCUUCGACGUCCUGGAAGCCCUACUCACCAACUCGAACGUCGAGACAAACCCGCUACGUGACAUGGUCUACCCUGCCGACAUCCACGAAGAGAAGAAGCACGAGGUCGAUUUCUGGCUCAACCUCGGCGAUUUCGUGCGCUAUGCAGGCGACGAGCGAGCCCCACCAGGCGCUGCAGACCACGCGCUCGCUACGAUGCGCACAGUCCUGCGCGUGCAAGAAGUACGAGACGCCAUUUACUCAAUAGCCAUUGCUCGCCACUACGGAGCGCGCAUAGGAGGCUUCCCCAACGCGCUACCGCAAUCAAUGGACCCGCACGAAGACAGCGAUCUGAACAAGCUUCUCGUUGCCAUGUCCUUCAUCAGCCACGAGAGCCGUGCUGGCUCGCAGCAAGUCUUAGCUCGCAUCUGUGACAUGGCGAUGCUGUCAUGGACGGUGGCCAGAAGUCCUUAG